GCGCCUUUCCAAUAGUUUUUGCCUGCACGUGUCAGGCAAGAAGGAUCGAGGCUGUUUGGAGGUAAAACUCAGUUUUGCUGUAGCUGUCGGACCCAGUAGGACCCCUUUAGUUUGGGGGGUUAAGCAUCCUGCUGCUCCGGAGUUGCGCGCGGAGUUUAACGGAGACCCAUUGAAGCAGAGCGCGUGCGAAAGGAAAGGCAGGCAGCACAAAGUCAGGAGUCCGGACCGGUCCACGCCAACAGACGGACAGAGCAUCUUCUCUCAGAAACACGCGAACGCAUCACUGAGAGAAGCGCUUUUCUGGAUGUUUCUGAACCUGCGGAAUGUGACGGACCUUCAUCCCAUCUCUGCUGCGCUGCGCUGCGCUGAGCCGGAGGGGUUUAACCAUGACAGCGGAGCCUGAGUGAGAGGAAUCCAGACUGAACGGAGGAAUUACCGCCCAACGCGAUAUGUUUCUGAUCAACAUCAUCUCUGUUGUGUUUGUUCUGGAUGUGUGCAUGUGUGAAUCAGAGCUGGGAUCCCCCAACUGGAGGGAACCUCUGGACUGCGUCCGAGCCUCCGAGCUGUGCAACCAGAACAGUCAAUGUAGCUCGCGCUACCGGAUCAUGCGCCAGUGUCUGUCCGGCGGGGACAAAGAGCGCAGCACCAUGCUGGCCUCCAAAGAGUGCCAGAGGGCACUGGAGGUGCUGCAGGACUCUCCUCUGUACGACUGUCGCUGCAAGAGGGGGAUGAAGAAGGAGCUGCAAUGUCUGCAGAACUACUGGAGCAUCCACAUGGGCCUAACAGAAGUUUAA
This is a messenger RNA of Cyprinodon variegatus (sheepshead minnow), 794 nucleotides long. RefSeq names its product GDNF family receptor alpha-2-like. Gene Ontology annotation, biological process: nervous system development. Bases 450 to 794 code for a protein of 114 amino acids. The record is from RefSeq and is a predicted model, not a curated record. Gene Ontology annotation, molecular function: signaling receptor activity. Lineage: Eukaryota; Metazoa; Chordata; Actinopteri; Cyprinodontiformes; Cyprinodontidae. Gene Ontology annotation, cellular component: external side of plasma membrane; signaling receptor complex. The transcript has 3 exons.